Molecule: messenger RNA, 2630 nt
Organism: Octopus sinensis (East Asian common octopus)
Lineage: Eukaryota; Metazoa; Mollusca; Cephalopoda; Octopoda; Octopodidae
Product: mitochondrial ribonuclease P catalytic subunit
Exons: 7
Coding region: 813-2567 (584 amino acids)
Biological process (GO): tRNA 5'-leader removal; mitochondrial tRNA 5'-end processing
Cellular component (GO): mitochondrial ribonuclease P complex; mitochondrion
Molecular function (GO): ribonuclease P activity; protein binding
Source: RefSeq, a predicted model, not a curated record
AUGGGCACAUCAAUAUGGCUGUUCCGUAGGAAUGGACGUUUCUACCGUUUUUGACCCUGCUUGCACUUGUACAUCGGGUGUAGAUUGCAUCGAUAACUAGCUGGAGAGGCUCUUCCCGGGAUUAAAAACGGUGGUAACGUCAAACAGCCAUAUUGAUGUAGCGAUAAACAUUACUUCUGAGUAUAGUUAUUACUUUCAUCUCUUCUAGUGAUUUUCUAACUAGUUACUUUGCUUGUUUUUAAAAAUUAAAUCUUUUAUGGACCCUCGUUGGAAACUUUAACCUGUUGCAAGUCAAUACUUUACAUAUAAGUAGGGACGAGAUUCCAGAAGUUGGUUAGAUGCUCUGGGAUGGAUAAACUGUAGAAUAGAAAACUUUUUUCGUUUUAUUUCAGAUCAAGGUUAAGUUCUGAGACAUUACCAAGAGCGAUGGAAGGGUCAUAUUCUUUAUUUCUUCCGUCGAAGCAGAAGAAAUACAAUUAAUCGUUCGUUUAAUUUCUCAUAUUCAGUGUUCAUUACUCACUUACCUCCCUUGAUAUUAAUUGCACGCACGUUGUCUUGCUGGAGGUUAUCGGACCGAUUGUUUAUUAUAUUCUUGAGGACUGUCACGUUAAGUUGACAGUAUACAACCACUCUAUUGAAUAAUUAUUUUUUAUUAUUAUAUUCUUGAUUAUUGAAUAAUUUGUAAUUAUUUCUCAUGCCUGACAUGUUAAUGGUUCAUGGUUUGGCUUUGCUUGUUUACACGGAGGACAUGAUCGAAACGAAAUUUGAAAACCAAUCAAUUAUUUGAACCAUUUUCUUUGGUGGAGAGAAAGAUGUUUUCCAGAACAUUUCAAAAAUGGGCCUUGCUAAAAACUCUUGGACCAUACCAGAUCUUUGCUCAAAGUGGUCGAUGUUUCCAUCUAUGUCAUAAACAUAUGUCACAUCUCUACUAUGUGAAACCAUCUUGUUUUCAAUUACUUACUGGACUCAAUAACAAGCUAUCAUUUGUUUAUAGACAAAGGAAUUUUUCUUCUCUUGAAGACUAUCAAGAGACUGAUGAUGACACAGAUGAAGAUAUUGGUCACUACAAACCCAGAAAAUUAAAUGGAAGCAGUCGUCUUUUUGAAUUCAAAGAACAAGUUGAUUCUAAAUCCAUAACAAAAAUGACAUCAGAAGACUGGAAUAAAUUAGAAAAGGAGCUUCUUGAAGACAACGCUAACCUGAAAAUAUCCUGGGAAGCUUGCUGUAUGAGUUUGAUUAAUAGCAGUAAGUUAGUUGAACUUGGUAUAUCUCUUGCUGAUUAUUUAAAGAGUCAAGGUCGAUCACUUAAUAUUGCUACUAUUUCAGUGUUUAUGAUGUUACUUAGCUGCAGGGCAUCACCUGAAGACCAGAAGACUAUAUUGCAAUUAUAUCAACAGUUGUUAGACUCCACUGGUGGACUGUUAGAUUGCCAGACUAUUAAAUAUGUUAUAAAUGGAUUAUGUUGUACAGAUAGUUGGAAGGAUUGCUUUCAGCUGUUGUCCACAUUAGAGUUAACUCAACCAACACUGCCCAAACAUUACACUCCUAUCAUUCUUGCUGCAAUACGCUGUGCAGAUAUUGACUCUUGCAUACUUCUGUUGCAUAAAGUAGGUUCAAAAGGUUUAUCACCAACAGAAAAAGUAUAUCUAUCCUUUUUGGACUUGUGUCAAAGUAACAGUAAGUUUUCUGUUGAUGAUCUGUUUCACCUGAUGCACAAAUACAGGUGGUUACCCAACAAAGAUGUCUUGCUUGCAAUUAUAAAAUAUUUAAAAAGAGAUGGAAACCGAGAACGCUGGUCUGAAGCAUGGAUCAAAUUAGACAAAAGAGGAAUAUGUCCAAAUUGUAAUACAGCCAUAGAUAAAUUGGAUAUACCAUUUUCACAGUUCCAAAAGCUGCGUCGUGUAUUUUUUGAAAAAGUUCUGAUUGGAAAGGACCUUUACCAAAAUACAAAUCCGGCAGAACUUGAAAGUUUCAAAUUAUUUGUUGAAGAAAAAGCGCCUUUUGAUGUAGUUUUUGAUUCUUUAAAUGUUUCCCUCAAAAUGGGUCAGAUGAGGAAUAAGUCUUUUCAGUUACGGAAAGCAGUUGAAUAUUUUGCUUUGAUUAAAAAAAUGAAAGUUUUGGUUGUUGGUCGAAAGUAUAUGUUGAAAUGGCCUGAAAGAGACAUAAAAAUUAUUAAAAAGUUGGCUUCCUGCUUCUUCAUUGAAAAUAUAUCUGAAGACGAUCCUUAUCUUAUCUACGCUACACUCUACAGUGGUCCUAGGUCAGUAUUUGUUUCAUCUGAUGAAAUGCGAGACCAUAAAUUUUCUUUAGGAGAAGAGUAUGGUGAGCUCUUUCGUCGAUGGCAGUACAGUCACCAAGUGCAGUUAUAUAAAGUGAAACAAAAUGGUCACAUUAUAUUUCAGUGGCCACGUAAAGAAGAUAUACGUGCUCAGAGGUGUAACCAUGGUUGGCAUAUCCCUUUUGAAAAUGAAGAGCCAAGGCCCACUUGGCAAGACCCUAGUUCAUGGUUAUGUCUUCAAAAAAAAUCAACUUCUUAUUCAAGAAGAAGUAAAACAUUAAAGUUUUAGAAAAAUUUCUUUUUAUGUACAUUAAAGACUGAGCCACAAUAUAACUAAAUAUAUAUAAUCCAU